CUAUAAACACAGUAACCUCCCCAUCAGCCUUGUUACUUCAAAUAACAUAGUACCACAUUUACAACAACAUUAGAAUACACACACAAAAACAAAAACAAUGAGAGAACAAGAAGGUACCUACAAUCUUCAUGGCCAAGUUUAUUCAUGGUGCAGCUAGAAAGAUGACACAACUUUGUCGAAAAGUUGUUCAUGUCAAUAUCCGGUGGAGAAUAGUAGAAAGGGUCUCGUUCAUUAGGCAAUUUUUUCGAUUCAUUUGGGAUAGAAUUAUAGUUUGUUCAAUAGGGAAGUCGACUCAGUACCGGCGGUUGUCCAGCCGGGGUUCUUAUGCGCUGCCGCCGGAGGCCGUAGAGGCGGGUUUGGGAUUGGAUGAACAAGCCAGCACCACAUGUAGUGAGCAUGACUUGGAUUCGGAUUUGGUUACCUUGAAAAUCAGCUUGUUGGGUGAUUGCCAGAUUGGUAAAACAAGCUUUUUGAUCAAGUAUGUGGGAGAUGAGCAGGAAAAGAGAAACUUGGAGAUGGCAGGAUUAAAUUUGAUGGAUAAAACUUUAUCCGUACAAGGUGCCCGGAUUUCAUUGGAAAUAUGGGAUGUGGGAGGUGACCACAGAUCACUGGACCAUGUUCCAAUGGCUUGUAAAGAUGCAGUAGCAAUUUUGUUUAUGUUUGAUCUUACUAGCCGGACUACACUAAAUAGUGUUAUUGGAUGGUAUAAUGAAGCAAGAAAAUGGAAUCAGACUGCAAUUCCCAUAAUAAUAGGAACAAAAUUUGAUGAUUUUGUUAGGCUUCCCCCGGAUUUGCAAUGGACAAUUGUGACUCAGGCCAGGGCAUAUGCAAGGGCAAUGAAGGCGACACUUUUCUUCUCAAGUGCAACCCACAACAUCAAUGUGAACAAGAUUUUCAAAUUCAUUAUGGCCAAGCUCUUUAACCUGCCGUGGACGGUAGAGAGAAAUUUGACUAUUGGGGAGCCCAUCAUCGAUUUCUAAGGUGUAAUUUUGCACUGACCCAUGUCUGUACAUAGCUGAUCAA
Molecule: messenger RNA, 1023 nt
Organism: Quercus lobata
Lineage: Eukaryota; Viridiplantae; Streptophyta; Magnoliopsida; Fagales; Fagaceae
Product: septum-promoting GTP-binding protein 1-like
Exons: 6
Coding region: 129-980 (283 amino acids)
Molecular function (GO): GTPase activity; GTP binding
Source: RefSeq, a predicted model, not a curated record